GCGCGCGGUUUUGAAAGCGGGGAGGGUCCCGUCCCAACGACUGUUACGGAGUGCUCGUGUCGGCGGGUGGCUGGCCCUGAGGCAGCCCGCGGUUGUGCUGAGGGCCACUCGGGAUCCGUUUUCAAGACAGCCUUAGCCUGGACCGCUCCACCCCGGCGCGGUUGCGGUAAGACAGAGAUCAUAAGCAGGCAGAGAGGAAGGCAGAGAGAGGAGGAAGCAGGCUCCCCACUGAGCAGAGAGCCCGGAUGUGGGGCUCGAUCCCAGGACCCUGAGAUCAUGACCUGAGCAGAAGACAGUGGCUUAACCCACUGAGCCACCCAGGACCUAAAGUGUUUAUUACAAUGGAAGAAAUCAAUAAUUUCAAGACACCAAGCAAAGUAUCUGAAAAAAAGAAAUCUGCAUUAUGUUCAACUCCAUGUAUAAAUAUUCCUGCCUCUCCAUUUAUGCAGAAGCUUGGCUUUGGCACUGGGGUAAACGUCUACCUUAUGAAAAGAUCUCCCAGAGGUUUGUCUCAUUCUCCUUGGGCUGUGAAAAAGAUUAACCCUAGAUGUAAUGAUCAUUAUCAAAGUAUGUAUCAAAAGAGACUAAUAGAUGAAGCUAAGAUUUUGAAAAACCUCCAUCAUCCAAACAUUGUAGGUUAUCGUGCUUUCACUGAAGCCAGUGAUGGCAGUCUUUGUCUUGCUAUGGAAUAUGGAGGUGAGAAGUCUCUAAAUGACUUAAUAGAAGAACGAAAUAAAGACAGCCAAGAUCCUUUUCCAGCAGCCGUAAUUUUAAAAGUUGCUUUGAACAUGGCGAGAGGGUUAAAGUAUCUACACCAAGAAAAGAAACUGCUUCAUGGAGAUAUAAAGUCUUCAAAUGUUGUCAUUAAAGGUGAUUUUGAAACAAUUAAAAUCUGUGAUGUAGGAGUCUCUCUACCACUGGAUGAAAAUAUGACUGUGACUGACCCUGAGGCCUGUUACAUUGGCACUGAGCCUUGGAAACCCAAAGAAGCUUUGGAAGAGAAUGGGAUUAUUACUGACAAGGCAGAUAUAUUUGCCUUUGGCCUGACUCUGUGGGAAAUGAUGACUUUGUCUAUUCCACACAUUAAUCUCCCAGAUGAUGACGAUGAAGAUCAAACUUUUGAUGAAAGUGACUUUGAUGAUGAAGCAUACUAUGCAGCUCUGGGGACGAGGCCUCCUGUUAAUAUGGAAGAACUAGAUGAAACGUAUCAGAAAGUAAUUGAACUCUUCUCUGUAUGCACUAACGAAGAUCCUAAAGAUCGCCCUUCUGCCGCACACAUUGUGGAAGCUUUGGAAAUAGAUGUCCAGUGAUCCCCUCAUUUUUGUGACUCCUGAGCUUUACUUUACGUUGGCUCAUGUAUAUAACUGUUCUGUUUAGUGUAAUACAUUAUAUAGUUACUAUGAUAAGCUGUAAUUACUAUACUUUUUGAAGUGACCAGCUUUAGGACCAUGGCUCUUAGAACAUUUAAACAAUUAUUUAUAUUUAACAUGUUUACAAUGGUAAGCAUUUGAGAUUGUAGAAGUUUUCUAUUAAGUUUAAGAAACUAGCUACUUAAGUAUGUGAAUUUGUUUGUACAAUUUAAAACACUAGCAAUAACACAAUACUAUACACUCUAUGUCUAACAAUUUAGAUUGAGUGACCAUUACUUAUAUUAAUUCCAAAAAUUUAUUUUAAUGGAUCUAUUGAGAUUAGCACUUUGCGCACUACAAAAUAAGUCCAUGUUUGCUUAUUAUUUUAAACCAUUAAACUUUUUCCUGGCCUUUUUGGCUGAUGUGCUUAUUACUAAAUAUGGUCACCAGAAGCUGAGAGAAUGAGGCUCAAAAGACUGGCUCCUUGGGUAUUUACAGGCAUUUUUGGUUCAGGCUUGCCUUGCUCUUGGAUCUCCCCAGGUCUUUCGCUUUUGCUUUAAUUUAUUAAAUGUAUUUUCUGCAUGGAGAUUCCUUUUUUAUUUUUAUUUAGUGAUCUGUCUUAAGCAUUUCAUAGUUCCGGUGUAAGAACAAUAAAAUUUGAAUAGGAUGAUAUAGAAUAAAGGAGACUUCAGUUACCAGAA
Molecule: messenger RNA, 2050 nt
Organism: Mustela lutreola (European mink)
Lineage: Eukaryota; Metazoa; Chordata; Mammalia; Carnivora; Mustelidae
Gene: PBK
Product: PDZ binding kinase
Exons: 9
Coding region: 342-1310 (322 amino acids)
Biological process (GO): protein phosphorylation
Molecular function (GO): protein serine/threonine kinase activity; ATP binding
Source: RefSeq, a predicted model, not a curated record